AUCAUGGAGGCGUUGUACUUCAACGUCAACAAUGGCUUCCUAGAGGGCAUCGUUCGCGGCCUCAAGAACUCGCUCCUCACACAGUCCCAGUACCACAACCUCACUCAAUGCGAGAACCUCGAAGACUUCCGCAUGCAGCUUUCGUCGACCGACUACGGCAACUUCCUCGCUAACGAGCCCUUACCAUUGUCCACCGCGACCAUUGCCGACAAGGCGACUGCCAAGCUUGUUGAGGAAUUCAACUACACGCGCACUAACGCGGUUGAGCCUCUCGCGACGUUUAUGGACUACAUCACCUACGCGUACAUGAUCGACAAUGUUAUUCUCUUGACUCUGGGCACGCUGCACGAACGCGACACGCACGAGCUGCUCGAACACUGCCACCCACUCGGCGUGUUCGACACAAUGCCCGCGCUCUGCGUUGCGACCAAUGUUGAGGAGCUGUACCACUCGGUGCUCGUCGAGACGCCACUUGCGCCUUACUUCCGUGACUGCCUGUCCGCGCAGGACCUCGACGACCUCAACAUUGAGAUCAUCCGCAACUCGCUCUACAAGGCGUACCUCGAGGACUUCUACCGUUUCUGCCAAACGCUGCCCGCGCCCACCGGAGAGGUUAUGGCCAAGAUUCUCGCGUUUGAGGCUGACCGUCGCUCCAUCAACAUUACCAUCAACUCGUUUGGUACUGAACUGUCCAAGGACCAGCGUGCGCGUCUGUUCCCCACCAUUGGCCGCCUGUACCCAGAGGGAAACAACAUGCUUGCACGCGCGGACGAUGUUGAGCAGGUCAUGGCUGCUGUCGACCACGUGCCAGAGUACCGCGCGUUCUUCGACCGUGCUGGGACUGCCAACACGACUUCGACCGACGACCAGGAAGCCGGUUCGUCGCUCGAGGACGAGUUUUUCAAGCACGAUGUGGCGCUCAACAAGGAGAGCUUCCUUCAGCAGUUCCAGUACGCGAUUUUCUACUCGAUCGUCAAGCUCAAGGAGCAAGAGGUGCGCAAUCUGACGUGGAUCGCCGAGUGUAUUGCGCAGGACGCGCGCAGCCGUAUUAAUGACUAUGUGCCAAUUUAG
Molecule: messenger RNA, 1071 nt
Organism: Cutaneotrichosporon oleaginosum
Lineage: Eukaryota; Fungi; Basidiomycota; Tremellomycetes; Trichosporonales; Trichosporonaceae
Biological process (GO): proton transmembrane transport; vacuolar acidification; vacuolar transport
Cellular component (GO): fungal-type vacuole membrane; proton-transporting V-type ATPase, V0 domain; vacuolar proton-transporting V-type ATPase complex
Molecular function (GO): proton-transporting ATPase activity, rotational mechanism
Source: RefSeq, a predicted model, not a curated record